CCAGAAUAGCAUGUGAAUAAUAAAAAACAUAAUUUUUUUAUAACGUACCAGCAUUUUUCUUUGUAUAUUCAACGUGACAAAUCUUGGUCAAUUAUUAAUUUUUUUUAAAAAAUUUGUUUUUGUUAUUGAUGUUGUUUCACUUGCCUGAAAUAUUCAGUUUACAAUUAUUAAUACGUCAAAAUGUGAAUGACUUAAAAUAGUUAUAAAAACACGAAUAAGAAUGUCUCUGACGUUGAUGUGGCUUCUUGUUGCUGGUUCAAUUUUCUUAGCUUUGGAUUUUCUUAUUUUUGUUGCGUACAUAAUUUGGAGACAGAAAAAGCAAAAGAAUAAAGAAAUUAAAACUGAAGAUGAAUUUGAGAACUUAUUAGAUAUUAACCCAAAUGAAAUGACAAAGAAAAACAUGUGGAUAAAUAUGUCAGAUUCUGACGGUUUUCUUAUUCCUUGCAAAACGAUAGAAAUAAAAGGAGACAAAAGAAGGCUUCGGCCCAAGAAAAUUCCAUUUACAAAAGAAAAGGAAGAUGGUUAUCUUGAUGCAACCCAAUAUGAUUUUAGGACAAGAAAACGUCAGAGUGGAUUACCAAUGGUUUCGUUUGAACUUUUUUACCGAAUUGGUGAACUAAAAGUCAUUAUAAGAAAAGGAAAACAGCUGAUUGGUGAUCGAUUCUCAAUAAGUGUUAUGCUAUCUAAUUCUACUUUGAGUUAUAACACAAGCCAUGUCAACGGACCUGACCCAGUUUUUAAUGAAACUUUCCGUUUUCCAUUACAAAUAGAAGACAUCUCAGCAGACCCUCCAGUUCAAUUAAAACUAAAUAUUUGGUCACUUGAAAAAUUAUCAGAAGAAAAAAAACCUUUUGGUUUAGUUAAAGCCUCUGUUGAAGAAAUACUUAUUAAAUACGGUUUAAUGCCCGCUCAAGGUAAAGGAAUAGUAUGGGAAAAUGUUGAACGAUGUACCACACUUACUGAGAAUCAGCAAGGUAAUUUAUCGACUGAAGUAUUUAUUCAUUUGGGUUAUUUGUCAGCAGCGCGACGUAUAGUUGUUUUGUUAAGUGAAGUAAAGAAUCUAAUUUUAAAACCAAACGAUAAAUUAAUAGUUGGCGUUAUCUCUUUAAUUUAUCGAGACAGCGAAAAAAAAACUUUUACAAGUACUGGUAUAAAAGCUGAAAGUAAUAUAAAAUUUAGAGAAGAAUUUGUUUUUCAUCUAUCUGAGUUUCCUAACCUUGGAAUCGAUGGAUUGGCAAUUUGUAUUGAGCUUCAAGCAGUUCAAAAUAAACUUUUAUCAAAACCACGCAACCUUGGCAGCGUGACUGUUGGAAAUUCGGAAAAAGCAGAAAGGACUGGAAGAGAACAUUGGGCUAGAAUGUUAACAUCUGGGUCAUCGGUUUCGAAAUGGCAUACAAUUCAAGAGCCUUAUGUAUUAGUAAAUAAUUAAUGUAAAAAAAUUAAAAAAUAUUUAUUAUUCGAAAGAUAAUUUUAAAA
This is a messenger RNA of Hydra vulgaris (swiftwater hydra), 1476 nucleotides long. Its product is annotated as synaptotagmin-9. Gene Ontology annotation, cellular component: plasma membrane; exocytic vesicle. Gene Ontology annotation, molecular function: calcium ion binding; calcium-dependent phospholipid binding; phosphatidylserine binding. The record is from RefSeq and is a predicted model, not a curated record. NCBI's taxonomy places the organism in Eukaryota, Metazoa, Cnidaria, Hydrozoa, Anthoathecata, Hydridae. Gene Ontology annotation, biological process: regulation of calcium ion-dependent exocytosis; regulation of dopamine secretion; calcium-ion regulated exocytosis.